Molecule: messenger RNA, 1326 nt
Organism: Cladocopium goreaui
Lineage: Eukaryota; Dinophyceae; Suessiales; Symbiodiniaceae
Source: the annotation of a GenBank genome assembly
AUGCAGUACACCAACCAGACCUUGCAAACACGGGUCCAUGAGCUUCAUAAUUUGUGGGAUCGCCUCCGGCUUUCACCUUGCCUAUAUCCUAUGAAAACUCGAGCCCUGGUAAUUGCAGCAUGGCCGAGGGGUUUGCAUGGUAUAGCGAGUACUGGCCUAGGCUCCCACCUUUUCCGACGCCUUCGAGCUGGUGCGAUGCGAGGUAUCCAAGCCGAUGGAGCUGGCUGCAGCCCGUGGGUCCAGCUUGGUAUGAUCGAACAUCCAGUGUGUGACCCCCUGUUUUGGUCGGUUAUGCAAUCUAUCCGUUGCGUGAGGGACUGUGCUGCUCUGGACUUUAUCCAGCCUGUCCUGACUCAAUUGGCGUUUGGGUGUUCUGAGUUGCCUGCCAACACCAUUACUCAAACCUUGCUGACACGGUUGCAAUGCCUUGGAUGGUCCGUCCGUCCUGAUGGUCGAGUUAAAGAUUCCCUUGGAUCCUUUUGUCUUUUUACCACCAACCUACCUGAGAUUGACUGGCGUGCCCAAAUUUCUUGGCAAGCAGUGGUUUCCCAGCAGCUGACACACAGAAGUGGAUUUGCAGAUUUGCAGCAAGCAGACAUGCAUGGAACCCGCCAGUGGCUCCGUUCCCUCACAGCUGAAGAUGCUGGCCUGGUUGUCUGGGCUCAGAUUCCACAUUUGCCUGAAUACCUGACAUGUUAUGGCUGGGGGUUGAGACCCGCUUCCUGGAUGGAGUAUUACAGAAAGCUUUUGGAGGUGGCCGAGACCCCUGCUGAUCUGUCUCUGCUCCGGCCCACUGCUGAUGGGCGGAUUGACUUGUUUAUAGAUGGAUCCUGUCAUUUUCCCACCCAGCCAUGGCGAUUGGCCAGCUGGGCGGUCACCCAAGCCUGCUCCUGUGACCUUGCUGAUGAGAGUGCAUCGGUGGUUUUGGCUGUCAGUCCCUUGGCAGGUGUUAUGCAGUCUGCGUUUCGAGCGGAAGUUCGGGCAGUGCUUAAUGCAAUCCGAAUCGCCCACAAAACAGCCAAGCCAGUUCGUAUAUGGAGUGAUUGCAAUGGAGUAGUGACCCGAGUUCGUGCCCUCCUUCAACGGACUUGGUGGGUGAAACCCAAUGGGAAACAUGCUGAUCUUUGGGGGGAAAUUGCCAUGCUGCUGGAAGGAAUGGGUGCCAACAACGUGGUAAUCACCAAGGGGAUGGAGCUGCAACAGACAAUUUCUGAGCGACCCAGUCCCAUGCAGCCCGAGUGGGUUGCUAUUCCGGAGGUGACAUGGGUUGACCAGAAGCUAUGUGCAAAGUAUAGACAGCGAAUGGUAUUGAGUGUGGCGAGGUAG